AUGCCCAAAGCCACCACCAGCAAGAAUACCGUCACCAAACACAAGUUUACCGUCGAUUACUCCAAGCCCGCUGCUGAUGGAGUUUUUGACGGUGCGGACUUUGAGAAGUUCCUUCACGAUCGUAUCAAGGUUGAAGGAAAGGCUGGCCAACUGGGCGAGAGUGUCAAGAUCGUCCGUGAUGGUAACACAAAAAUCACCGUGACGUCCAGUAUUCCCUUUUCAAAACGAUACCUCAAGUACCUCACGAAAAAGUUCUUGAAAAAGAACACCCUCCGCGACUGGAUUCGUGUUGUUGCAUCAUCCAAAGACAACUAUCAGCUGCGCUUCUACAACAUCGCGGCUGGCGGUGAAGAAUCUGAUGAGGAAUAG
This is a messenger RNA of Laccaria bicolor S238N-H82, 369 nucleotides long. Its product is annotated as 60S ribosomal protein L22. The record is from RefSeq and is a predicted model, not a curated record. Gene Ontology annotation, cellular component: ribosome. Gene Ontology annotation, molecular function: RNA binding; structural constituent of ribosome. The transcript has 5 exons. Gene Ontology annotation, biological process: cytoplasmic translation. Lineage: Eukaryota; Fungi; Basidiomycota; Agaricomycetes; Agaricales; Hydnangiaceae. Bases 1 to 369 code for a protein of 122 amino acids.